Messenger RNA from Lytechinus pictus (painted urchin), 3163 nucleotides. Its product is annotated as transmembrane protein 179B-like. NCBI's taxonomy places the organism in Eukaryota, Metazoa, Echinodermata, Echinoidea, Temnopleuroida, Toxopneustidae. The record is from RefSeq and is a predicted model, not a curated record. The transcript has 6 exons. Bases 1 to 660 code for a protein of 219 amino acids.
AUGUCGAAUUCCCUGAGUAUGCUGCGAAUUGGUCGUUCGUUACUGGAAAUCUUGUUGCUCCUGACAGCCGCUGUAUCGGGGAUAGUUGUUACAGCCUGUGUCCUACUCACGACGAAUGACUUCAAAGGCAAAUGUCUGCUGUAUAGCUACGUGUCUGAUGUAAGGGUUGGAGAAGACCCUACAUACAUUGUAAGGUGGACAGGUCUAGCGAACUGUCGCUUUAUCACCAUAGUACAGGUUGCAGCAGUUAUUUUUGCCAUCAUCAACAUUGGAAUACAGGGUUAUUAUAUCAUAAAGAGCAAAACACAUGGAACUAGCAAAAUCCCCUUGCUAUUUACUGGUCUCUACACCGUCACGUGGACCUUUAUACUGGUAUCAUCUUGUAUAUUAUCUGUGGGAUUCAGCGAGUACUGUGGGUCAUGGCUAAAAGCUUUUGAAGAAGCAGGGGAACCAUUUUUGGAUCAUUGCAGAUAUGUUCAAAGAAUUCAGUGGCACGACGGUUCGAAAGGUGACAGGUUUUACAGCGUGCUUACAACUGCACAGACAGCAGCCUGGAUAUCGUUUGGUGUAUGGAUGCUUUUACCUUUGGUGGCUUGGGCUGGGGUACGUUUCGUCACGAAUCGGCGUCAUCCCGAUCAAGCCUCGGACGUGCCCACGUGAUCCCAAAAGCGUCAACCAAUCAACUUCAAGUGUCUACUGUGAAUAGCUACCGUCCUCUUUGUAAAAUUAAUCAAGGACGUUAUUUUGUUUCAUUUUCUCCGCGAAAAGAUGGAUUACGCGCAUUUAUAUUUUAGAUUUAGAUUUAUUUAUUUAUUUCUAUUCAAGCAAAAGAUAUAAUCCAAGUACACUGUAAACAGUGUAAAUACAUGUUCAAAAUAAUACAUACAGUUCUAUAUUAAACAUUUCAUAACAAAUAUUGAAGAUAAAAUUAUCUAGAAUGAAAUGUUAACAAGAGAGUGUUUUCCUUUCAAUCAGUGAGGUCCAAUUGAAUUCACUCAUAAUACACGAACAAAACAAUAUUUCGAAGUAUUUUGAAGGAAAUUCUGGAUUUGUAGAAUACAAACAAAAUAAAGAAGUUGGCACCUUUCGGGUUUCUCUUGUACUUUAUUAUUUUCUCUUGGUAUACCACUUAUGAUGGCAACAAUCUUAUCACUACUUAAAGGGGAAUCUAACCCAAAUAAAAAAGUUGUUUGGAAAAGGAAAAUCAGACAAAUUGAUCCGUGAAAGUCUGAACAAUAUCGGACAACCAAUAAGGAAGUUAUGAAUUUUUAAAAUGUGUAAAAAUAGGCAUUCAAUAUGGAGAUUUCGAAUUGGCUGCAUUUCCGAUGUCAUAGUAAUGUAAGGCAAGGACUAUUCUUCCACUUACUCCAAUAUAUAACAUGUCAUUUUUUUUCAACAGUUUUAUUUCAAAUUAUAUUGUUCUUUCAUAAGGGCAUAAAACAAUAAACUACCUGGGUUAUGUUUUGAUUAUUGCCCCAGGAGAAUAGGUACUUGAGAGAAAACUACAAGGUCCUGAUAAGUACAUGGCCUAUGGGAAAAUUUUCCUUGCAUCUUGAUUUAAUUCAUUUACCCUGUUGCCAAUUUGAAAUUUACAUAGUCUUAUGGAUCUCAAUUUUAAAGCAGCCACAAUAUUCUUAUUGCUUGACCUAUUUCUUUCAAAUUUUCAACAUUCUGUCUUUUUUUACUCUCUUUUCCAAAACAACAUUUUAUGACCAAGGUUGGAUUCCCCUUUAAUGUUUUCUUUCCUUUUUAUUGCGUGCAAAAUGAUUUCUCUCCCUGAUAUAUAUCAUUUUUAUUUGUUACAUUUCAUUCAUUUUCUAGAAAUUAUUCUUGGGUACCUGUUCUGAGAGUAUUCAAUCCAUGUUAUAUAAAAUUUGAGCGUUUCACGAAUCUUCGCUGAAUGAAGUAAUUUUUUCUGACUUCUGAUUUUCAUUACAGAACGAGCAUGCGAUCUUAAACACAUAGAAGUAAUGCCGGGAAAAAAAAUAUAAUUUCUUCCUAUUAAAGCCUCCUCUGUAAUUAUUUGUUUCAUUGUCCGUAAAAUAAUACAAAUGGUUUUUCGCAAACGUAAUUCAUAGGUUGAUUUGUCUGAGACAUCCUUAAUGGAAUGUAAAUACAUUGUUGAUUCUCAUUUUCAAAAUUGAACUACACAGUAAAAACGCUGUUUACUAUAUGAACCUUACAUUAUUUGUUUAACCGUUUAAACAAUCAUGUUUAAUUUAUUGAAAAUUAGAUAUUGAAAAUUAAACUAUGUUGCUUAAGAAUUAAACAGUUGUUUAAACUGUUUAAACAAUGACUGUAAGGUUCAUAUAGUAAACAGCGUUGUAUAAUUUAUUUUCUACUGUGUACUAUAGGGCCUCAUUCCUAUAUGACUAUUUGCUACAUUGUUGACCAAUUAUUUGACUUUUGUAAAGUCAUUAUAAAGUACGUGUUUAGAUUUACGAGAUUGCUUAAUCUCCUUAUAAAUUUGUAUAUUUGGUUUUUAUAAAAGGAAAUAUAUAUAUAUACAUAUACAAAUGUUUGUUUUAACUGAAUUUGAUCUAGGGAAAAAAAAGUGACACCUCAUACCGCGGCUAGCGGCUACGCGUGUGUGUGCAAAUCCUAAAUACUAAAUGAUUAAUUGUGUUUAAUGAUAAAAGGAUUUCAUUUCAAAUCUCCAGAACUUGGCCUGUGAUGCGCUGUAGUGAUUUUCAAAUUGGCAUUGAUGUUUCUACCACACAUUUUUGCAAUAUAAAGUUCGAGAAAUACUAUUAUUUCAAUUUAAGUUCAGAGUAAUGCAAACAAACAUUGCAAUCAGAAUUAUGCUUUCCUUCUUUAAGGUGGGAGUGAAGUCCAACUCGGCUCCAGGUCGCAGCCGACAAUAAAUGAUGUCAUAGCGAUUUGGAAUUUGUGACUGUUUGUGGCAGAACUUUUUUUUUCAAUACCAGAAAUAAAAUUUAAAACUGUAUGCUACAGAGGAAGAAAAAUCGACAAAAGGAAAAGAGUUUAAAUAAAAAAAACUUUAAAGCCACGCGCGUGCACAGUGUAAUGUAAUGAAUGCUUUGUUAAUUAAAUUGUCCGUUGUAUCUACAUGUAUAUAUAAUCUGUAGUAUUGACAUCUGCUUGGUAUUUGAAAUGUAAUUAUUUGUAUAAAUUUAUAAAAUAUGGACGAUUGUUAUACCUA